CAAUAUGUUGUCCAGCGGAGUGAGCUUAGAGCAUGCGUAGUGUCUGUAGAAGAAGGGUUGUGGCAAAUGGAGGCUGUUGUUGUGUAGUGUUGAAUAGAGGUGUGGUUGAAAAAAAGCUUAUUUUACCUACAAAACGAGUCCAAGGUGACAAUAUAUCUAUAAGUCUCUUAUCCACAGACACCCCAGCCAAUGAACCAUGGAAGGCCUCAAGAGAAAAGUUGUGCAAACUAGACAAGAAAUUGAAAAGGCUGAAAUCAAGGAGAAGUAUUUCCGAAAGCUACUGAGAAGACAAGGAGAACGAGCAAUCAUAGCUGAAAUGGAAGCAGAUGGACUCAGAAAUAGAAUUAAAGAUAUAGAGGCAAGGAUUGAAAAAUUAAAUGACAAAACCUAUCAAGUUUCUCUAGGAGUUCAGGCUAAAUCACUUGAAAAUGAUGACAGUGAAAAGGAUAGAAAAACCAUGGAAGGAAAAGAAUAUGAUCAUAGUGAUCAGAUUGCUCUUCUCGAAGACAGAGUAGCUGAUGUUGUCCGAGAUGUUGAUGAGAAGGAAAUCCGCCUAGAGGAAGCUAAGAGACGUCUUACAGAAACAAAGGCCAACCUAGCUUCUGCGAACGAUAGAGCUGAAGAAGCAGAUAAAAAGAUYAGUAUCCUUGAGAAUGAAAUACAUUCUAUGUGUAAAGAUCUCUACACAUUGGAGAGGAAAGCAGAACGCCGUUUCAAGAGGAAUGAUUAUUUUGCAGAUAAGGUUGAAGAACUGGAUUUGAGACGUAGAAAUGCAAUCCUGCGAGCAGAUGACUCUCAGAUUGAGGGAAAACAGCUGCAGAACCAGUGCGACAAAGUAUCUAAUUCUUUAUCCCGUGAAAAGAAGAGAGUAGCAUUCAUGAAAAGAGAGCUGGAAGAUGCUUUAGCAGAUUUGAAUAUUGCCAGGAACUAAAAACAUUAUGAACUACAUGAUGAGGAAUACAAUUGAAAGAUGAACAUUGUAUCAACAAAAUAAUCAUGUCCAAGUACGUUAAAGACAUUAAAUGGGAUCCAGUAAAAAGAAUCAUUCAUUUAAAAGACCAACAAGCUUAAAUUAAAGGUCCCAUUGAUCAGAUCUUUUUAUUCUGGAAUGRAUUCAUUUGUUUUCUAGGUAAUGACCAUUUUCUUGAGGAAAAUUAAUGUAAAUGUAAGAUUUUGUUAGCCCUGAUAAACUCAUGUCAAAGGGAACAAGUCUAUCAGGGCCAAGAAGGGUUUGUUGUAUAGUGAAAUUGGUCUACCUACAACAUAAGGCCCUUACAAUUAAUGAACGUAAAAUAAGGUUAUGCAUGUAAGACACUGAUUUUAGUUUGUCAAUAUUUAAAUAUUGUUUUGAUAUUGCAUAACAAUUAUUAUCUGGCAGACUUUUUAACAACAUGUUGACCAUGAUUAGCAAGCAUAAAAAACAACUUGUAAAAUAGAAAUUGCACAAUAGACCCUUUGCAGUAAACAGUCACGUGUUCAUA
Molecule: messenger RNA, 1481 nt
Organism: Actinia tenebrosa (Australian red waratah sea anemone)
Lineage: Eukaryota; Metazoa; Cnidaria; Anthozoa; Actiniaria; Actiniidae
Source: RefSeq, a predicted model, not a curated record